CUAGACGCGCCGAGGCAGGCGCGCGGCGGGCAGGCCUGGAGGGGGCGGGUCCGCGCGGGCCUCCAAGCCGCCAGCCCUGCAGCGGAGAGGUCACGGCGUGAGGCCGCCGCCACAGUCGCCGCGAGGUCGGAGCGCCGGGCUGCACCAUGGCCUACUGCCGGCAGGAAGGAAAGGAUCGAAUCAUAUUUGUGACCAAAGAAGACCAUGAAACUCCAAGCAACGCGGAGCUGGUGGCCGACGACCCCAAUGAUCCUUACGAGGAGCACGGACUGAUCCUGCCCAACGGAGACAUCAACUGGAACUGCCCGUGCCUGGGGGGCAUGGCCAGCGGCCCGUGUGGGGAACAGUUCAAGGCGGCCUUUUCCUGCUUCCACUACAGCACAGAGGAUGUCAAGGGGUCGGACUGUAUAGACCAGUUUCGGGCCAUGCAGGAGUGCAUGCAGAAGUACCCGGACCUCUAUCCCCAGGAGGAGGAGGAUCGAUUAGAGGAAACGGCUGUCUCUGAGGCUGCCACAACCAAAGAAGAGGAGGGGUCUAGCUAAUGAGGGUCCUGGUCUCCAGCCUCCUUCAGAGAGGAUGAACCUCUCCAAGAAAGUGUCUCUCCCUCUGUUGUUCUGUGCACUGUAAUGUACAAAAUAACUUAUUGAGUGAUCAGGGGUCUUGGCCCCUUGACAUGUACACUGAAACAUGGGUUGUAUGUAUGUGUGUCUCACAUAACCUGUCAGCGAAUGUAGCCGCCACUUUUGAAUUCUCA
Messenger RNA from Globicephala melas (long-finned pilot whale), 754 nucleotides. It is a transcript of the gene CHCHD4, whose product is annotated as coiled-coil-helix-coiled-coil-helix domain containing 4. Gene Ontology annotation, molecular function: protein-disulfide reductase activity. The record is from RefSeq and is a predicted model, not a curated record. Lineage: Eukaryota; Metazoa; Chordata; Mammalia; Artiodactyla; Delphinidae. Gene Ontology annotation, cellular component: mitochondrial intermembrane space. Gene Ontology annotation, biological process: protein import into mitochondrial intermembrane space.